Molecule: messenger RNA, 3552 nt
Organism: Liolophura sinensis
Lineage: Eukaryota; Metazoa; Mollusca; Polyplacophora; Chitonida; Chitonidae
Product: dentin sialophosphoprotein-like
Exons: 7
Coding region: 1-3552 (1183 amino acids)
Biological process (GO): protein peptidyl-prolyl isomerization; protein folding
Cellular component (GO): cytoplasm; intracellular membrane-bounded organelle
Molecular function (GO): peptidyl-prolyl cis-trans isomerase activity; cyclosporin A binding
Source: RefSeq, a predicted model, not a curated record
AUGGCGUUUUUCCUAUUAGCUGUCUUUGCUUCUAUUCUCUCCCUUGGUUACUGUGACAACCUCACAGUUACCAAAGAGGCAUGGUUUGAUAUUGAAAUCCGCGACUAUGACGGGCCAGGCGAGGACUACCGAGGUCGCUUUGUGAUUGGUCUCUUCGGCGAAACCACACCAAUGACUGUCAUGAACUUUGCUUCAAUUACUAACGGAUUUGAAAGAAAAAUGGAAAGCGGGAGAAAGGAGAAACUUACUUACAAGAACACUAACUUCCACCGGGUCGUGUCCGAUUUCGUCAUUCAAGGAGGGGACAUUACUGUAGGAGAUGGAACAGGAGGUAAAAGCAUCUACGGCUCCAAAUUCGUUGACGAAAACUUCAUCCUGAGUCACAAGGCUGCCGGUUACGUGUCCAUGGCUAACCACGGUACAGAUACAAAUGGAUCCCAGUUCUUCGUCAUGUUGACCAAAGCAAGGUGGUUGGACAACAAACAUGUCGUCUUCGGCAAGGUCGUGAAAGGAAUGGAUACCGUCCGUGCUAUUGGUGACGUAAAGACAGACGAUAGUGCCAGGCCCAAACACCGUGUGAAGAUCAUUGACUGUGGAUGUGAUGACGUAGCGAAGAAGUACACACUGACAGAGACCGAGGCCAAGUCUGACGAGGGACUAAACUUUCAAAUCUCAAGCAUAAAAAUGAAUGCUACUCGACUUUUACUUCCGGCGUUACUUCUUUGCAUUUUUUUUGCCAGCAUCGAAACCAGAUGGAUAAAUAAACGAAGCAGCUCUAGCAGCAGCAGCAGCAGUAGCAGUACCGACGAGAGCGAUGAAGACGCUGCAUCUCCAAACAAUGCAGUAGAUACCACAGGAGACGCCACUGCGGCUAAUACAAAUGCUAAUACAGCAGCCGCUGACGCCGACAGUGAAAGUGGUAGCGAAAGUGAAAGUGAUAGCGAUAGCGGGAGUGACAGCCGAAGGAAACGUAGCAGUUCCAGCAGUAGCAGCAGCAGUGAGAGCGACGAAGAAGACGCCGCAGACGAUACAGUAGAUGCCACAGGGGACGCCACAAAUGCUGAUACAGUAGCUGCUGCGACUGGCAGUGAAAGUGGUAGCGACAGUGGAAGUGAUAGCGACAGCCGAAGAAAACGAAGCAGUUCUAGCAGCAGCAGCAGCAGCAGUAGCAGCGAGAGCGACGAAGAAGACGCCGCAGCUGAAGACGAUACAGCAGAUACCACAGGGGACGCCACAAAUGCUGAUACAGUAGCUGCUGCGACUGGCAGUGAAAGUGAUAGCGACAGUGGAAGUGAUAGCGACAGCCGAAGAAAACGAAGCAGUUCUAGCAGCAGCAGCAGCAGCAGUAGCAGCGAGAGCGACGAAGAAGACGCCGCAGCUGAAGGCGAUACAGCAGAUACCACAGGGGACGCCACAAAUGCUGAUACAGCAGCUGCUGCGACUGGCAGUGAAAGUGAUAGCGACAGUGGAAGUGAUAGCGACAGCCGAAGAAAACGAAGCAGUUCUAGCAGCAGCAGCAGCAGUAGCAGCGAGAGCGACGAAGAAGACGCCGCAGCUGAAGACGAUAUAGUAGAUACCACAGGGGACGCCACAAAUGCUGAUACAGCAGCUGCUGCGACUGGCAGUGAAAGUGGUAGCGACAGUGGAAGUGGAAGUGACAGCCGAAGAAAACGAAGCAGUUCUAGCAGCAGCAGCAGUAGCAGCAGCAGUAGCAGCGAGAGCGACGAAGAAGACGCCGCAGCUGAAGACGAUACAGUAGAUACCACAGGGGACGCCACAAAUGCUGAUACAGCAGCUGCUGCGACUGGCAGUGAAAGUGGUAGCGACAGUGGAAGUGAUAGCGACAGCCGAAGAAAACGAAGCAGUUCUAGCAGCAGCAGCAGUAGCAGCGAGAGCGACGAAGAAGACGCCGCAGCUGAAGACGAUACAGCAGCUCCCACAGGGGACGCCACAAAUGCUGAUACAGCAGCUGCUGCGACUGGCAGUGAAAGUGGUAGCGACAGUGGAAGUGAUAGCGACAGCCGAAGAAAACGAAGCAGUUCUAGCAGCAGCAGCAGUAGCAGCAGCAGUAGCAGCGAGAGCGACGAAGAAGACGCCGCAGCUGAAGACGAUACAGCAGCUCCCACAGGAGACGCCACAAAUGCUGAUACAGCGGCUGCUGCGACUGGCAGUGAAAGUGGUAGCGACAGUGGAAGUGAUAGCGACAGCCGAAGAAAACGAAGCAGUUCUAGCAGCAGCAGCAGUAGCAGCGAGAGCGACGAAGAAGACGCCGCAGCUGAAGACGAUACAGCAGCUCCCACAGGGGACGCCACAAAUGCUGAUACAGCAGCUGCUGCGACUGGCAGUGAAAGUGGUAGCGAUAGUGAAAGUGGAAGUGACAGCCGAAGAAAACGAAGCAGUUCUAGCAGCAGCAGCAGUAGCAGCAGCAGUAGCAGCGAGAGCGACGAAGAAGACGCCGCAGCUGAAGACGAUACAGUAGAUACCACAGGGGACGCCACAAAUGCUGAUACAGCAGCUGCUGCGACUGGCAGUGAAAGUGGUAGCGACAGUGGAAGUGAUAGCGACAGCCGAAGAAAACGAAGCAGUUCUAGCAGCAGCAGCAGUAGCAGCGAGAGCGACGAAGAAGACGCCGCAGCUGAAGACGAUACAGCAGCUCCCACAGGGGACGCCACAAAUGCUGAUACAGCAGCUGCUGCGACUGGCAGUGAAAGUGGUAGCGACAGUGGAAGUGAUAGCGACAGCCGAAGAAAACGAAGCAGUUCUAGCAGCAGCAGCAGUAGCAGCAGCAGUAGCAGCGAGAGCGACGAAGAAGACGCCGCAGCUGAAGACGAUACAGCAGCUCCCACAGGAGACGCCACAAAUGCUGAUACAGCGGCUGCUGCGACUGGCAGUGAAAGUGGUAGCGACAGUGGAAGUGAUAGCGACAGCCGAAGAAAACGAAGCAGUUCCAGCAGCAGCAGUAGCAGCGAGAGCGACGAAGAAGACGCCGCAGCUGAAGACGAUACAGCAGCUCCCACAGGGGACGCCACAAAUGCUGAUACAGCAGCUGCUGCGACUGGCAGUGAAAGUGGUAGCGAUAGUGAAAGUGGAAGUGACAGCCGAAGAAAACGAAGCAGUUCUAGCAGCAGCAGCAGUAGCAGCAGCAGUAGCAGCGAGAGCGACGAAGAAGACGCCGCAGCUGAAGACGAUACAGCAGCUCCCACAGGAGACGCCACAAAUGCUGAUACAGCAGCUGCUGAAGCCGACAGUGAAAGUAGUAGCGGCAGUGGAAGUGGAAGCGACAGCCGAAGAACACGGUCCAGUGUUAGAAGCAGAGACAGACGAGGCAGCAGCAGCUCAGGUUCUAGCUCAGGAUCUGACUCCGGAUCUGGAUCUGGAUCUGAAUCCGACUCGACAUCCAACUCCGGACCACCUGUUCUUCCAGAUCCAGAGUGCCUUAGGUUUGCGGGACGCUUCUGCUUGGAGUCCGCUUCCGCAUGUACUGAUCUCAAAGGCACACCAACACCCAACUAUUCUUGUGAAACUGGUGUCUGCUGCGCCUUGGGUCCGUAG